AUGGAGUCACCGCGCCCCGCCCCCGUCACGAGACCGCGGCAGAACUACAGCUCCCAGGAGGCUUUGCGCCCGGCUCCCAAACCCCACCCCGUUUCCAGCGGGACACACCUUCCCCUCGUCAGCCCCGCCCUUCUGCCCUCUGAUUGGCGGAGAGCCUCCCUCGGCUCGCCCCCUCAUGCCCUAAUAUGGCGCGGAGCGUUGAAUGAGGGCGGGGCGCGGGUGUUGCGGGACGGGGACGGGGACGGGGACGGGGACGGGGACGGGGACGGGGACCUCGGCCUCCCUCGUUCCCCGCUUCUGUCCUCCCCCCGGGCGGCCGGACCCUCCCCUCGGCCCCGAAUGAACUUUCCUCUUCCUCUGCCUCCUCCUCCUCCGCCCGCAGUCCCUGCCCGUCCCUGCCCGUCCCCGCCACCGCCUUCCCCGUGCCGGGUGUGCGGGGACCGGGCGAGCGGGAAGCAUUACGGGCAGGUGACCUGCGAGGGCUGCAAGAGCUUCUUCAAGCGCUCGGUCCGGCGCAACCUCGCCUACAGCUGCCGGGGGGGCCGGGACUGCCCCGUGGACCAGCCCCACCGCAACCAGUGCCAGUACUGCCGGCUCCGCAAGUGCCUCCGCGUGGGGAUGCGGCGGGAAGGUGCUUCUUUAUACACUUAGUCGGUGCAGCGGGGCCGCAUGGCUCAAGGUCCCCCUAGCCCUGGGCAGUGCCCUGCGGUCCCCGGGGACCCCUACAGUGGCCACGGCUACUUGAGUGGCUUCAUCUCGGUGCUUCUCCGCGCCGAACCGUACCCGCCAGCUCGCUACGGCACCCAAGUCCUGCACCCCGGUGUCAUGGUGGGCAUCGAAAGCAUCUGCGAGCUGGCAGCGCGCCUCCUGUUCAGCGCCGUGGAGUGGGCCAAGGGCAUCAUCCCCUUCUUCCCAGAGCUGCCGCUCUCAGACCAAGUGGCGCUGCUGCGGCUGGGCUGGAGCGAGCUCUUCGUGCUGAACGCGGCGCAGGCGGCACUGCCGGUGCACGCCGCACCGGUGCUGGCGGCCGCUGGACUCCACGCCACUCCCAUGGCUGCUGACCGCGUGGUGGCCUUCAUGGACCACGUCCGGCUCUUCCAGGAGCAGGUCGAGAAGCUGAAGGUGCUGCAGGUCGAUGCUGCUGAGUUCGCCUGCCUCAAGGCUGUGGCCCUCUUCAGCCCCGAUGCGGCGGGGCUGUCACAGCCGGGGCGCGUGGCCGGGCUGCAGGAGAAAGCGCAGUGUGCGCUGCAGGAGCACGUGUGGCGGCAGCACCCGGCGCAGCCCGGCCGCUUUGGGCGCCUGCUCCUGCGCCUGCCCGCCCUGCGCAGCGUCCCCGCACCCGGCAUCCAGCAACUCUUCUUCAGCCGCCUGGUUGGGGAGACCCCCAUCGAGACCCUCAUCCGUGACAUGGUGCUGGCCGGUGCCACCCUCAACUGGCCCUAUGGACCCAUGCAGUGACCCCAGCACUGCCUUGGGAUGGGGAGCCCGAAGACGGGGACACCAAGGUUGGGAUCUCAAAGAUGGGGACAGCAAGGAUGGGCAACACCAAGGUUGGGACCUCAAGGAUGGGAGCUCAAAGGUGAGGACACCAAAGAUUGGACCCCAGCAGUGGGAAUCCAAAAAUGGGGACACCAAGGUUGGAACCUCAACAACAGAUGCCAAAGAUGGAACACCGAGGACUGAACCCCAACGAUGGGAAUACAAAAAUGGGGACACCAAGGUUGGGACCUCAAUGAUGGGAUCCCAAAGAUGGAGACACCAAGGACUGGACCUCAGCGAUGGGACCCCAACGUGGGGCCACAAAGGAUGG
Messenger RNA from Strigops habroptila (Kakapo), 1810 nucleotides. Its product is annotated as nuclear receptor subfamily 2 group F member 1-B-like. Lineage: Eukaryota; Metazoa; Chordata; Aves; Psittaciformes; Psittacidae. Gene Ontology annotation, biological process: regulation of transcription by RNA polymerase II; cell differentiation; anatomical structure development. Gene Ontology annotation, molecular function: RNA polymerase II cis-regulatory region sequence-specific DNA binding; zinc ion binding; nuclear receptor activity. The transcript is spliced from 5 exons. The record is from RefSeq and is a predicted model, not a curated record.